AUGGAUUUUAUCGAUGCUUAUUUGUUUUCGUCGCCGGCCUCGGUGUUCGUGGCUGUGGUGACACUCGCAUUUCUGGCCAACCAGGCUUGGCGUCUAUCUCGACAAAAACAAACUGAUAAGCUCAGCUAUGCUUCUACCGCAAAUAGCUACCAGACUUCAGACCUUUCCGUUUCUAAAGAGCCGGAGGUUCCUAAAGGAUGGUGGUCUAGUCGAGAUGUCUUCGAAAUUGAGCGGCGCGCUCUAUUCAGCCAAACCUGGGUAUACCUCGCCCACGUCACUCAAUUCUCCAAAGCAGGCGCCUACCAGUCCUUUGAUCUCGCUGGGUUCCCGAUCUUCUUGAUCCGCGGAAAGGACAGCAAGAUCCGCGCGUUCCACAAUGUGUGCCGUCACCGCGCGUACACCAUUGCCAGAAAAGAGACUGGGAGCUCUACUGUUCUCGGCUGCCGCUAUCAUGGCUGGAGUUAUGAUACUACAGGCCGAUUGGUGAAAGCCCCUCAAUUUGAUGACAUUCCUGGAUUCAAUAGAUCUGAAAAUAGUCUCUUUGAGAUACACACGCAUUCUACUGACCAUGGAUUUGUGUUUGUCAACCUUAAUGCUGCAGAGCCGGUUGCGUUUGACAACUCUACUCAUCUGGCUUUGGAGGACUUUGCUCGUACUGCUGGAGCUGGAUCCAAGUCGCAAUUGGUAGCUGGACAGACACUGACCGGCGAGUUUAACUGGAAAUACGGAGCAAGCGGAAGUCAAUUUACUGCUAUCCUGGAACAACUAGAGCAGCGCGUUUCGGAGGCCAUGCCACCCUCUCUAACAACCAAGCUCAUAAGAACGAUAACUCAGAAAAACACCCAAGCAGAAUGCUCCAUAUUCCCAAGUUCUUUUUUCUACUCAUUCGAGAGCUCCGACCUUUGGCUCUCAUUGACCUUGCUCCCUUCAUCUGAAACAACCACGCAAGUCCGCUAUGACCUCUUCGACUCUUUAUCCAAGGCCAACAACAUUGGAAAUAGCGUUGCUAAUGUCGUGGAAGGCGUAAUCAAAGACCUGGUGAAAACUAUUGAGAUUGGAUAUCAGUCAAUGCACAAUCAACCAGUCGAAAAUUCUCCGACUGCUCAUCGGAUCCUGCAGGCAAUUCAGGAACACUCGAAGUUGGAGAAGAUGCGCGGUGGUCUGAUUCUUCCUGCUAUGCACCAGCCGAAGGGGAGCUCGCUUUUCCAGCAGGCUGAGCAGCUGUGCAAGGAGAUUGAUUGCUCGGGUCCGGGAUCGAAUGGUUCUGCCUCUGGUGGACUAGAUUGGUAA
This is a messenger RNA of Penicillium cinerascens, 1290 nucleotides long. RefSeq names its product putative iron-sulfur cluster-binding protein. The coding region runs from base 1 to 1290 and encodes 429 amino acids. The record is from RefSeq and is a predicted model, not a curated record. The transcript has 5 exons. Gene Ontology annotation, molecular function: 2 iron, 2 sulfur cluster binding. NCBI's taxonomy places the organism in Eukaryota, Fungi, Ascomycota, Eurotiomycetes, Eurotiales, Aspergillaceae.